This is a messenger RNA of Plasmodium coatneyi, 2073 nucleotides long. Its product is annotated as Zinc finger protein. The record is from RefSeq and is a predicted model, not a curated record. The transcript has a single exon. Lineage: Eukaryota; Apicomplexa; Aconoidasida; Haemosporida; Plasmodiidae. The coding region runs from base 1 to 2073 and encodes 690 amino acids.
AUGAACAACAACGCGGUGGGGAACGAGUCGGACGAAGGGGUCGAGAGAAACGAUGUUUUCUUGUACAGAAGCCAAGUGGGGAAUGAGGGAGAGUCCUGCAAUGUGUUGUGUCUCUUCCUCUUUUUUAUUUCCCUAUUUUUUGUAAUGCUGAUGACGGCCGAUAAUAGCACUGGCCCGACGGGCAGUGGCUUCGAGGGCGGCUCAGGAAGUGCCCUUGGUGUGGACACCGAUGACAAUCUCAUGCCGGGGGGAGGCGGAGAUAGGUCCAUGCCGGACGACGUGCUCGACAACGUACUAAUCCAGUGCCUAAAUUUUAAGGGUCGCUACCGGGUGGAGGACCGGGGGCGCUCCCGCAGGAGUGAAGAAAGCGGCGCCAGUACCGCAAGUACCACCAGUACCGUCAUGAAGAGUGAUCCGAGAGGGGGAGAAUUCGAAGCCAAGCUGAUUACGCUAAAGCUGUCCCUCCAUAACAUAACGAAGUCGUUUCUGUUUCUGUACUUUGAUCCGCAGGGCGGGAGGGGAGGAAGCAGCAUCCACAAGGAUAGUCACGGUGUUGGGUCGCCUAACCAACCAAUGAAGCAACCGAGCAAGUUCCAGUUCCUCGGAGUGCCCGGACUUAACGUGAACCGAGAUAACACGUACAUGUUUAACGGUCUUGGAUAUAACUUCCUCACGCUCUGCCAGGACGAGAAGAACUGCAUUUGCAACUACAACGUACGCAUUCAACAGAACGUAUCCAUGCACGAAUCCACAUCUCUGAGGGAGGUAGAAGAGUCUUAUCUGUACUUGAUGAAAAAGUACCUCAUGGACGAGGCGGAGUCCUUUGGCACGUACCUUUCGGCCAGGUACCGUGAUCAGUAUGAGCGUUAUCUGAGUGGGAAGGCUGCUGGCGUGGUGGCGGAAGGAGCAAAUGUCGGUACGGACACGUCUCACGGGAAGGUGGGUACUUCUAACGACAAGACGGACAGUCCUCCUGACACAGCUGACAAUAAUCAUGUGGUUGGGGACAGUACCCUUGUAGUUGGGGACACUCCUUAUAUGGUGGGGGACACCCCCCACUACGAUGGCUACAUCUCCUCGGACAACUGCGGGCUGUUCGUCCGUCUGGAGGGAAACGACGUGGAUAAGAAAUACGCGGCGGCGCAGGUAACGGCCUUCUCCAUCCUGUACAAUAUCAAGUCCAUUAUUGAGUUAGGAUUGUUUUAUUUGCAAAUAGGUCGAAGUAGCGAGAAUAUGCGAAGCGCAAGUAAAGUGUCCCUGCUGUCCAUCUGUCUAAACUCAUUUAUCGACCUAUUCGAGUCUCUCCUUCUUCUGUACGAAGUGAUGCUAUCCCGACUUUUACUGGUUCACUUCAUAUUUAUGGUUCUUUUGAAGUUUCUUUUAUUUACCCUGAUGGAGCUAAGAUACAUUUUAAUUAUCUGGAGAGCGAAUCACCAGCAGGACCUACAGGAAGGAUGGGAUCAGCUGCAGAGGAAGUUGGGAACCUUAUACAAAUUCUACUACGGGAGUAUCUUACUGGUUAUAGUAGCAUUUUAUUACAUCUUCCCAAUAUGUCCUUACGUUCUUUUGUUACUGUACAUGUGUUGGGUUCCUCAGAUUAUGUUGGACAUAUGGAAAGGGCAAAGAAACUCAAUAAACCUCAAGAUAGCUUUUGCUCUAUCCUUAUGUAGAGUGUUCCUUCCAGUGUACCGGUUCAUGUAUUCACAGAGCAUUUUCCAGUUGGACGUAUUCGCACGCGCGGUGGACUCUUCCAACAGUACGUUCAGCAUCCUCCUCAUCGUCAUCCUAGCCGUGCAACUACUUUUCAUGUCUCUGCAACGGCUGUAUGGACCAAGGCACCUCAUCGACAUUGACCUGCUACCCCAUGUGCACAACUACUACAAGUCCAUCGACCCAAAUUUUGAGACGGGUAUUCCAGAGUGCGUCAUCUGUAUGUACGAUAUAGUCCUAAAGGACAGGAAGUACUGUGUCACUCCCUGCUUCCAUAUCUUUCACGACAAGUGCCUGCAGCAGUGGAUGGACGUCAAGCUUGAGUGUCCCACCUGCCGGGGCGCCCUCCCCAACUUCCCCUAA